This is a messenger RNA of Ctenocephalides felis (cat flea), 1743 nucleotides long. RefSeq lists its product as uncharacterized. Bases 1 to 1743 code for a protein of 580 amino acids. The transcript is spliced from 5 exons. Lineage: Eukaryota; Metazoa; Arthropoda; Insecta; Siphonaptera; Pulicidae. The record is from RefSeq and is a predicted model, not a curated record.
AUGCACUUAAAUAUACACCCUGUUAGAUUUGAAAUUUUAAAUUAUAAGAAAGUGACCGAUAUUCGUUAUAUUGACACUUUUUAUUGGAAUGGCGAAAAAAUCCCUUUGGAACCAAAUGUUACUAUAGAUUAUAACGACAUACCUGUACAAAACGUUGUAAAAAAUCUUCUGAUUAUUGUGGAAAAUGAAGACUUGUUACAAUUAUAUACUGAAGGAGUCCGACGGUAUCCAUUUUUUGCACCGAUGUCUCAAUUUAUCGUUAUCAUAACCAAAAAUGCAACAAAUGAUUCAGAUGUAACAGUGAAGUCCAUGCUGGUAAAAUUAUGGAAUCAUUAUGGAAUAAAAAAUGUUUUAAUUUUCACCUGCUUUGGUGGUCUAAACGAUUUUUAUUGGUAUGAUCCUUUUGGUAAAGAAAAUGGAACCUAUGGUCUUGUACAAAAAGGUAUAGAUCAUAAUCAUCAUCUAAUAACAAGAAAAGUUACUGAUUACAAUGGUUAUCCAUUGAGAUUAAGUGCUUUUCACAGAUAUCCUACAGCGUUAGUAAAUAAAAUCAACGACACUAAAAUCAAUAAUAAAACUGAAACUGCAUAUGAAAUGAAGGGAUUGGAUGCAGUUGUUUUUAAAAAUUUGGCCAGUGAUCUGAAUUUAACAGCAAGAGUCAUUAUAUCAUCAAAAGAACGAUAUGGUUUCAAGGAUGAUACUACCCAAAUUUUUCUCGGAUCAGCCGGAGAUAUUCUUUAUCACCAAGCCGACAUAAACAUAAACAGCCGUUUUGUAAAAUAUUAUGAUUCUUAUGAAAUUGGAUUUGUGCACCCUAUAUUAACUGACCAAAUGUGUGUAGUGGUUCCAAAAUCCCAAGAGAUUCCUCAAUGGAGAGCGUUAUUUCAUUGUUUCAAGAACACUGUCUGGAUGACCUUUGCUUUGCUGAAUAUUUUGUGUGGUUGCAUUUGGUAUGGAAUCAAAUUGUUAUGCAAAUAUUUUAUAGCGAAAGAUAGAAAGUUGAAGGGUUUUGAAAAAAUACAAUAUAAUAUGUUUAUACUGAUGACAUCUGGACCAGUAACAUACUUGGGCAACAAUGCUGCUGAACAAGUGUUCAUCGCUGGAUGUUUAGUAUUUAAUAUAGUUGUUUCUGGAACAUUCCAGGGUUCUUUAACCAAAGCAUACACCGCAACUAUAUAUUAUCCUGACAUAAAUACUUUAGAAGAUUUGGAUGAAUCAGGCCUUUAUAUUUACACUAGUUCUCCUGGUAUGAUGGAUUUAUUUGGAAGUGGUAGCGAUGAUGAAGUGAUAAACGCCCUUGGUCGAAAACUUUGUCUUACAGAAAAAAGAAAGAGUAUAAAACUUGUCGCAAAAAAUAGAAAUAUUGCAUCAGUGGAACGUUAUGAUGACGCCAAGUUAUUGGAAACAGUUACUAUGUAUGGUCAAGUCCACGUAAUCCCUGAAUGUCCAAGAGAUUAUCAUAUAUCAUACAUUGUUAGAGUUGGAUGGCCAAUGCUUCCUGAUUUUGAUAAAAUGAUUUCGAGAUAUAUUGAAGCUGGACUUACAUUUUUGUGGUUUGAUCGUUCUGUAUAUGAAAUUGCUCUUCCUUUCAGGUACAAUAUGACUUAUGAAGAUCCUAUUUUCGCUUUUGAUUUGGAAGAUAUGCAAACGGCUUUUUACGUAUACACAGCCGGAUUACUAAUUUCUAUAAAUGUAUUUUUAUUGGAAAUAAUAUUGGGAAAGAAUGGACAAAGGAAAGAAUAA